UCGAGUGUUUCUUACGCGGCGUUUGUCUGUGUGCGACGCGGCAUGAGACGAUCUCAGUCUCCCACGAUGCGGUGGGCGCGCAAGCGAGGCAGCACGGCUCAUCCAGGCGUCUGAUAACAGGCGCGCGCAUUCGUCUCCCUUCACUGGGGGCAGACAGCGCCCACGCUGUAAACGACUCGUGUCACUCUGCGGCGAGGAGGGUCUACGACAGCAGGGAAGUCGUGCUGGGCGAAGGAUGUGAAAGGGAGGGCUCGAAGUCGACAAAGAAGGGCUGAUUUGGGCUGAGCGGAGAUGAAAGCAUGGCGUCUUCGUGUAUGGCACUGACGACACAGCAUACCACAAUCACGGCAAGUGGGAAGGCUCUUCACUUGUUUUUCCUUUCCUCCCUCGCGGCGUGAAACAGACUGACGAACAGUAUCCAACUCUACCUGCGGCACCCACUACUGGACCCAACGCGAGCGCUUGGCACAACGUAACCGUCAUUCGCCGAUCACGGUUCGCAGCUUCGUAGGGUUGUGCGAAAGCAUCGACAGCGGCAGCAGCGCUGAACAGCAGCACAUCGACCACUGCGCUGGACCUGGUCAAAUUGUCCCGACAUCCUCACAUCUUCGAACAAAGCCAUCUCCAGCAAAUCUUUUCUGCGCCUUCAACGCUCAACCGCGUGGCCGUGCCCCACUACAAAUCGGAGUCGCGUCCACUCAUCGGGAUCCACAAACGGCAAGGCCGAAAGCACGUCAGACGAGUUUAAGCUUCCAAGUGGGCUGUCUACAAAAAGUUCCUGUCGCGGAAUUGCAUCUUGCACGAAACACGUCUUCUCUUUCCUCUCACUCACAAUAAUCAUGGCAAACCCUCCUCAUGGCGGCGUCCUCAAGGACCUGAUCGCCCGCGAUGCCCCGCGCAGACAACAACUCUCCGAGGAGGCCGAGAAGCUGCCAGCCAUUGUCCUCUACGAACGCCAGCUGUGCGAUCUGGAACUCAUCCUCAACGGCGGCUUCUCCCCGCUCGAGGGUUUCAUGAGCGAGAAAGACUACAAUGGAGUCGUGGAGAACAACCGUCUCGCCGACGGCAACCUCUUCUCCAUUCCUAUCAACUUGGACGUGAACCAGAACCUGAUCGACGAGGUCGGCAUCAAAGCAGGUGCUCGCAUCACGCUUCGUGACUCUCGUGACGACCGCAACCUCGCCAUUUUGACUGUCGAGGAUGUGUACAGGCCUGACAAGCAAAAAGAGGCCAAGGAAGUCUUUGGUGGUGAUCCAGACCACCCGGCUGUCAAGUACCUCUUCAACCAGACUGGCGAAUUCUACGUCGGAGGCAAGGUCGAGGCCAUUGACCGCCUCCAGCACUACGACUACGUCGGCCUGCGCUACACACCUGCUGAGCUGCGCGCUCACUUUGACAAACUUGGCUGGUCCAAGGUUGUCGCUUUCCAGACCAGAAACCCAAUGCAUAGAGCUCACCGUGAGCUGACAGUCCGCGCUGCCCGCCAACGACAAGCCAACGUGCUUAUCCACCCAGUCGUGGGCAUGACCAAGCCUGGUGACAUCGACCACUUCACCCGUGUCCGCGUGUACCAAGCACUCCUUCCACGAUACCCCAACGGUAUGGCCGUUCUCGGUCUGCUCCCGCUCGCUAUGCGUAUGGGUGGUCCUCGCGAGGCCAUCUGGCACGCCAUCAUCCGAAAGAACCACGGUGCAACACACUUCAUUGUCGGCCGUGACCACGCAGGUCCGGGCAAGAACAGCAAGGGGGAGGAAAUCUAUGGUCCAUACGACGCACAGUACGCUGUGGAGAAGUAUCGGGAUGAGCUGGGAAUCGAGGUCGUACCAUUCCAGCAGAUGACAUAUCUGCCAGACACCGACGAGUACAGGCCCAAGGAUGAGGUGCCAAAGGAGAUCAAGACAUUGGACAUUUCCGGCACUGAACUCCGCCGCCGUCUGCGAACGGGUGGAGACAUUCCAGAGUGGUUCUCAUACCCUGAAGUUGUCAAGGUGCUGAGAGAAUCUCACCCACCUCGCAACAAGCAAGGUUUCACCGUCUUCCUCACCGGUCUCUACAACUCUGGCAAGGACGCCAUUGCUCGCGCGCUGAACGUCACGCUCAACCAGCAAGGCGGCCGAUCUGUCUCUCUCCUCCUCGGCGAGACUGUCCGCUCUGAAUUGUCCUCCGAACUUGGCUUCUCCCCAGAGGACCGCGACAAGAACAUCCAGCGCAUUGGCUUUGUCGCUUCCGAGCUCACUCGUGCCGGUGCUGCUGUCAUUGCCGGCCCUAUCGCCCCAUACUCCAAGUCGCGAAAGGCCGCUCGCGAGAUUGUCGAGAAGCACGGCUCUUUCUAUCUUAUUCAUGUCGCCACUCCCAUCGAGCACGCCGAGAAGACAGAUCGCCGUGGUAUCUACGCCAAGGCUCGCGCCGGCGAGAUCAAGGGUUUCACUGGUGUUGACGACCCAUAUGAGGAGCCACAAGAGAAGGAGGCAGAUCUCACUGUUGAUUUGACCAAGAUUAACGUGAGAACUGCUGUGCACCAGAUUGUGCUUUUGUUGGAGGCCGAGGGUCUGUUGGAUCAACUAUAAACGGGAUACAGUCUGUUCGGGAUAUAUAAACGGAUGUUCUGCAUAGAUUUGAUAACAUUUCAAUGGCGAUGAUCGAGACACUUCCAGACUUUUCUCCCGCUGCUUCUUCGCUGUUGCCUCCUGCCAGCAUGCAUUCAUUCCCUUGCCGCGCUCAUUCCGUCUUCGCCAACCAACUCAAUGCACCCACAAUAUAUCCUUCCAUACCCACUUUCAUCGUGGGCUGAAUCUGCGGCGCGAACAGCCCACUAUGAUUCACCGGAAUUCCGUGCGAGAGUGUUCCAGCUUUCUCAUGCUCAUCCCACAACUCAUGAGGCGUUCCUCCAUACAUGAAGAAACUCGUAGGCCUGUCCACUGCCGUACCCAAGAUACUAAAAUCCUCCGAUCCAGAAAGUUUAGCGCAGCAAGACGUAUAUUGAAUGUCCUGUUGGCUGAUAUCUUUCGAAGCAGGAUCAACGAAGUGAGCCGUGAAAUUAUUCUCCAGGACUUCAGUUAUGGUUUCGUCGUUGAUCGUUAAAGGAAAGUCCCGUGUAAUUAGGAUU
This is a messenger RNA of Cercospora beticola, 3106 nucleotides long. RefSeq names its product sulfate adenylyltransferase (gene MET3). Gene Ontology annotation, biological process: sulfur amino acid metabolic process. Gene Ontology annotation, cellular component: cytoplasm. Gene Ontology annotation, molecular function: ATP binding; adenylylsulfate kinase activity; sulfate adenylyltransferase (ATP) activity. The record is from RefSeq and is a predicted model, not a curated record. Lineage: Eukaryota; Fungi; Ascomycota; Dothideomycetes; Mycosphaerellales; Mycosphaerellaceae.